This is a messenger RNA of Phalacrocorax carbo (great cormorant), 1191 nucleotides long. The record is from RefSeq and is a predicted model, not a curated record. Lineage: Eukaryota; Metazoa; Chordata; Aves; Suliformes; Phalacrocoracidae.
UGGCCAGGUGCUCCUUCAGUCUCUGAUCCAAGCUGAAGUGGAGCAGCUUUGAGCAAACACCUGUUUUCCUCUGUCUAAUGACGUUAGAUUCGGUCAGGUCUAGCCCUCUUAAACGAUUUUCUUCCACAUUUGAUCAGGAGUAUGAUGGUGAGCGCAAUUCAGAAGGUGAGCGACAUGGACGUGGAAAAGCACGUCUGCCCAGUGGUGAUACAUACGAUGGAGAAUAUGAGCACGGUUUCAGAAGUGGACGGGGGACCUACAGAUUUAGAAAUGGUGCUUGCUACAUUGGAGAAUAUCUUCAAAACAAAAAGCAUGGCCAGGGUAUUUUUUUUUAUCCAGAUGGAUCAAAAUAUAAAGGAGACUGGGUGAAUGACCAGAGACACGGCUAUGGAGAGUAUACAUACGCAAAUGGAGACACCUAUACUGGAGAAUGGUUUAACCACAAUAGGCAUGGGCAAGGUACAUAUGUCUAUAAAGACACAGGAUCUAAGUAUGUUGGUGGUUGGGUAGACGGAAACCAAGAAGGAGAAGCUGAACUUAUCCACCUAAACCAUAGAUUUAAGGGCAAGUUUUGGAAUGGAAAUCCUGUAGGUCGUGGCAAAUAUGUCUUUGAUAUCGGCUGUGAGCAGCAUGGUGAAUACAUACAAUCAGAACAGGAAAAAGGAGAGGGAGAAGAAGAGGAGGAACCCUCUUUUCUUGUACCAAAAUGGAAAGCAUCAGAAAUUACCAAAUUAACACUCUGGACUCCACAUGGGGAAAACCCGCCUUCUCCCAGAGAAGCCUCCCUAGCAGCAGCAGGAGCAGAAGCAGUGGAAGAAAGAGCAGCAGGAGCAGUAACUGAAGAGGUGAAAAUCCCAUCAGUUGCAGUCACUGAUGAGUCUGCUGAAGGUGGGGAUGAUGAGCCUUCUCUUCAUGAAGUAUCCAGUGAAGUUUUUAGCCCAGCAAGGGAUGAAGGAGAGGAAGAUGAGGAAAGCAGAGAGGAAGAAAACAACAAAGAUCUGGAGGAUCAAGGAACUACUAGUUUAGAGGAAAAGGAGGAUGAAUCAAAGGAAGCAGAGUAAUUGGAUACAACUAAAGACAGAGAGCCAAGAAAAGGAAAUCACAGAAUGAAUAAUUUAUUAUGGUAAACCUGCAAUAUUUUUAUUCAUAAAAGGCUGAGUUAAGAUAUUUUGAAUAAACAUUUCUAUCACU